Molecule: messenger RNA, 388 nt
Organism: Trypanosoma rangeli
Lineage: Eukaryota; Euglenozoa; Kinetoplastea; Trypanosomatida; Trypanosomatidae
Product: receptor-type adenylate cyclase
Exons: 1
Source: RefSeq, a predicted model, not a curated record
GACCGAGGUGUUUACCCACAAGGUGGCGACUGGCGCUGGUGCGCGCGGUGUGUGCGUGCUGCCUCCACUUGGCUUGCAGAGCCUUCUUGGCUCGACGUGGAGGGAGGCCAUUGCAGCGGAAUUUUUGUUUGUGCCCGGGCAAACUAUCACGACGGGGGCGAACCCGCUGGCGACGGUCCGGCGGUACGCUGCAACCAGGCGCUACCAGAGUGUGAUGGGGGACUACGCGACCAGCAGCGUGCCUUUGGGCGUUGCCCACGCAAUCGUCGACAAGAGGGGCAACGGUAUUAGGGCCGCCUUGCCGCAGUGCUGGGGCUUGGUGCCUCGCGGAGGGGGAGGGCAGUGGUUGGCAGUUGGUGCCUUCGACUUGUUGUUGGUUGUUGGUUGA